AUGAGACCCAUAAUCCUUUGCAGCUUCCUCUUGGCGUCUGUCCAGGCAUCGGAACUGGAGGGGCACUUUGAUCUAGCCAAGUGUCGCUACGCGCUGGGCAUGCAGGAUCGAACCAUCCCUGACGAGGAUCUAUCUGCCUCGAGUGCCUGGUCUGACUCCACGGCCGCCAAGCACAGCCGGCUGGACACGAGUGACGGGGACGGGGCGUGGUGCCCGGCGGGGCCCGUUUAUCCCAACGACGCCGAGUUCCUGGAGGUCGACCUGCAGCGCCUGCACUUCCUGACCCUGGUGGGCACCCAGGGCCGCCACGCGGGGGGCCAUGGCAAGGAGUUUGCCCGGACCUACCGCCUCCACUACAGCCGCGACCGGCACCACUGGCUCGCCUGGCGGGACCGCUGGGGCAACGAGGUGAUCUCUGGGAACGAGAACACCAACGAGGUGGUACUGAAGGACCUGGGGCCGCCCAUCAUCGCCCGCUACGUGCGCUUCUACCCACGCGCCGACCGUGUCAUGAGCGUCUGCCUGCGUGUGGAGCUGUACGGCUGCAUCUGGCGUGACGGGCUGCAGUCCUACACCGCCCCCCUGGGCCAGACCAUGGCCCUCCAGCCGGAGCCUGUCUACCUCAACGACUCCACCUAUGACGGCUACAGUGUCAGCAAGCUGCAGUUUGGGGGGCUGGGGCAGCUGACGGAUGGCGUGGUGGGGCUGGACGACUUCACCCAGACUAAGGAGCUGCGGGUCUGGCCGGGCUACGACUACGUGGGCUGGAGAAAUGACUCCUUCCCCAAAGGCUACCUGGAGAUGGAGUUCGAGUUCGACAGCCUGCGGGUCUUCACUUACAUGAAGAUCUACUGCAAUAACAUGCACACGCGGGGGGUGAGCAUAUUCCGGCAGGUGGAUUGCAGGUUCAAACGCAGCCUCCCCACGGCCUGGGAGCCCGAACUUGUCUCCCACGAGCUGGCUGUGGACGUCAAGGACCCCAGUGCCCGGUCAGUCACCGUGCCCCUUGAGGGGCACCUCGGGCGUUUCCUGCAAUGCCACUUCCAUUUCUCCGGCACUUGGAUGCUCUUCAGUGAGAUCGCCUUCCUCUCGGAUGUGGUGGACGACGGGUCCGUUUCUGGAACAAGCCACUGGCCCCCGAUGGCUGGCCCCCGGCCCUCGGGCAGGGGUGCUGCAGCCCCCCGUGUCCUGGAAGACCCUGGCUCCACCCUUCACAGAGACACCGGGGUCACAUCCAACCUCACACUCCAGGACCUCGAGGUCCAAGGAGAGUCUAAAUCUGGCCAGCCAAUCGCCAAGGAUGAUAACAGCAAUACCUCCAUUCUGAUUGGCUGCCUGGUGGCCAUUAUCCUGCUGCUAUUGGUCGUCAUCUUCCUCAUUCUUUGGAGGCAAUAUUGGAAAAAGAUCCUGGGGAAAGCCCAGCGGCGAAUCUCCGACGACGACCUGACCGUGCACUUGUCGGUCCCGGGCGACACCAUCGUCAUCAACAACACGAUGGGCUCCCAACGCCACUCGAACCGCUACGAGCGCAUCCACUCGGGGGAGACCGAGUAUCAGGAGCCCAGCCGCGCCCGCAUGAAAUUGCCCGAGUUGCCCCAUGGUGCCGAGAACUCCGCUCUGCUGCUCAACAACCCGGCCUAUCGGCUCUUCCUGGCCACAUACGCCCAGCCAAUGGGAGGGCUCGCUCGCCCGCCAGCCGACGGGGCUAAGCCAAUCAACACAGAUGCCUGCAGCGGUGACUACAUGGAACCAGACCCUGCCGGGGCCCAGGCCGUGGCGCAGAACAAUGUCCCGCACUACGCCGAGGCAGACAUUAUCAACCUGCAGGGGGUGACGGGCGGGAACACCUACGCUGUGCCCGCUGUGGCCGUGGACGCGCUGGCCGGCAAGGACAUGGCCCUAGGGGAGUUCCCCCGGGGGCGUCUCCUCUUCAAGGAGAAGCUAGGGGAGGGGCAGUUUGGAGAGGUGCAUCUCUGUGAGAUAGAAAGUCCCCAGGAUCUGCCCAUUCUGGAGUUCCCAUUCAACGUGCGCAAGGGACGCCCCCUGCUGGUGGCUGUGAAAAUCCUGCGCUCUGAUGCAACCAAGAAUGCCAGGAACGACUUCCUGAAGGAGGUGAAGAUCAUGUCACGGCUGAAGGACCCCAACAUCGUGCGGCUGCUGGGCGUGUGCGUGCGGGACGACCCCCUGUGCAUGAUCACCGAGUACAUGGAGAACGGGGACCUCAACCAGUUCCUCACCAGCCAUGAGCUGGAGGACAAGCUGGGGGGCAGCACCAGCGAUGCCCCCACCAUCAGCUACCCCACGCUGGUCCACGUGGCGGCUCAGAUUGCCUCGGGGAUGAAGUUUCUGGCCUCUCUCAACUUCGUGCACCGGGACCUGGCCACCCGCAAUUGCCUGGUGGGGGAGGGCUUCACCAUCAAGAUCGCCGACUUCGGCAUGAGUCGCAACCUCUACUCGGGGGACUACUACCGCAUCCAGGGGCGUGCCGUGCUGCCCAUCCGCUGGAUGGCCUGGGAGUGCAUCCUCAUGGGGAAGUUCACCACGGCCAGCGACGUCUGGGCCUUCGGGGUGACACUCUGGGAGGUGCUGAUGCUGUGUCAGGAGCAACCCUACAGCGAGCUCACCGACGAGCAGGUCAUCGAGAAUGCCGGACAGUUCUUCCGGGACCAGGGCGAGCAGAUAUACCUGUCCCGGCCCCCUGCCUGCCCCCUGGCUCUCUAUGAGGUGAUGCUGCGCUGCUGGGUCCGCGAGUCCAAGGACCGUCCCUCCUUCCAGCACAUCCACCGCUUCCUGUCUGAGGACGCCCUCAACAUGGUGUGA
Messenger RNA from Emys orbicularis (European pond turtle), 2820 nucleotides. RefSeq names its product discoidin domain receptor tyrosine kinase 1 (gene DDR1). NCBI's taxonomy places the organism in Eukaryota, Metazoa, Chordata, Testudines, Emydidae. Gene Ontology annotation, cellular component: plasma membrane; signaling receptor complex. The record is from RefSeq and is a predicted model, not a curated record. The transcript has 17 exons. The coding region runs from base 1 to 2820 and encodes 939 amino acids. Gene Ontology annotation, biological process: positive regulation of kinase activity; positive regulation of phosphatidylinositol 3-kinase/protein kinase B signal transduction; multicellular organism development. Gene Ontology annotation, molecular function: protein tyrosine kinase collagen receptor activity; ATP binding; collagen binding.